This is a messenger RNA of Andrographis paniculata, 1270 nucleotides long. Its product is annotated as flavanone 3-dioxygenase 2-like. The coding region runs from base 49 to 1161 and encodes 370 amino acids. NCBI's taxonomy places the organism in Eukaryota, Viridiplantae, Streptophyta, Magnoliopsida, Lamiales, Acanthaceae. The record is from RefSeq and is a predicted model, not a curated record. The transcript is spliced from 3 exons.
AGAAGAAGAACAAGUAAGUACACCACGGAAACCUACCAUCAGCACAACAUGAUUAUGAAUCCAAAUCAAAACGAUCAUACCACUCUCAUUCCAUCUGCAUCUGAAUUUAAAUCUGAAUCUGAAUGUGAGGACGACAAUAAGUACCAGAAAGGCGUCAAGCAUUUACUCGAUUCUACGCCGGAGAGAAAGAUGAAGAAGCUCCCCCGCGAAUUCGUGCUUCCGCUGCCACCCCGGCCCACCGCCACCGCCGAUCUCGAUAUUCCUCUCGUCGACCUCGCCGGACUCACCCAACCCCACUCAAGAAUCUCCGCCGUCGAAGCCAUCAGCUCCGCCUGCGCUACCUGGGGAUUCUUUAGGAUUGUGAAUCACGGGAUUGAGGUGGGAAUGAUGUCGGAAAUGAUGAAAGCCGUCGAAGAAUUCUUUGAUCUGAGUGUGGAAGAGAAAAUGAAAUAUGCAUCUGAUGAUGUAAUGAGCCCAGUGAGAUUUGGGACAAGCCUCAACACCUCCAAGAAACACUCCCGACAUUGGAGAGACUUUCUCAGACACUACGGUCAUCCUCUCCACAUAUCCCCUCAAAACCCCCCAAAUUACAGAAUUGUGAGCAAGGAGUAUCUGGAGCGGCUGUGGGAGCUAGCGGGGGGGCUGGCGGGGGCAAUUUCGGAGGGGCUAGGGCUGCCCGCGGGCUACAUCGAGGACACGCUGAUCGGGGACGGGCUGCAAAUCAUUGCCGCCAAUUACUACCCGCCCUGCCCGGAGCCCGACAAGGCGCUGGGGCUGGCGGCGCACUCCGAUCACGGCGCAAUCACAAUUCUGAUGGACAACGGCGUGGAGGGGUUGGAGGUGAAGCACGACGGCGCGUGGAUCCCGGUGCCCCACGCGCCGGGGACUUUCGUGGUGAAUGUCGGGGACUGCCUGGAGGUUCUGACGAAUGGCAAGUACAGGAGCGUGGAGCACCGGGCGACGGUGAACGCGGAGAGGACGAGGAUCUCGGUGGCGGUGGCGCGUGGGCCAAAUUUGUCGACGUGGAUAAGGCCGGCGGAGGCGCUGGCGGAAUGUGGAGCAGGGUGCAGGUAUCGGCCCACAUUGUACAGUGAGUAUCUGAGGCUGCAGCAGAGCUCCACCACCCGGGGAAAAACCGCCCUCCACGCCAUUUCAAUGUAGAUAGGACCACUGCACCACAAACCUGUAUAAUUAUAUAUGUAUAUAUAUAUGUAUGUGUAUAUAUAUUCCUUGCUUUUGCAAUUAAGGAGAUGAUCUUCAUGAACUUGCA